Molecule: messenger RNA, 978 nt
Organism: Penicillium atrosanguineum
Lineage: Eukaryota; Fungi; Ascomycota; Eurotiomycetes; Eurotiales; Aspergillaceae
Product: mismatch-specific DNA-glycosylase
Exons: 1
Coding region: 1-978 (325 amino acids)
Biological process (GO): base-excision repair, AP site formation
Molecular function (GO): mismatch base pair DNA N-glycosylase activity
Source: RefSeq, a predicted model, not a curated record
AUGCAUGCCUUCGAAGCUUGUCCAGAGGCUCACUUCGAAGCCGAUGAGGCCGUGGCUGGAGCGAGCUCAGAGCCUAUGCCCGUGGAAAGGAUAGCCAGCUUUGGCGGCGCCCUGGAACUGCAGCGAUUUCUCCACACAGACAAAGAUACCUCGACGAUAACGAAAGCAUCCGAGCCUGAACCCAAAGUUGAAAAGGAAUCGCCAAAUUCAACCCAUUACAAGGUUACCAGCAAUGGAUCACCGGGUCCUAUCAGGAGUCUAAGGCGACGAACGAGGAGAACGACUACCACAUCACUUACCCAGACAACACCAUCGACCCCGACCGGCAACCGUAUCCCCGCACGAGCACGCAGCCGAGAUGAACAACCUCCCACUGUCGGAAAUUACCUCAAAGACACCGUCGAACCGGGUCUGGUCCUCCUCCUCGUGGGAGUAAACCCGGGGAUAAUGACCGGGCUAACGGGGUUUGCAUAUGCACAUCCAACAAACUUGUUCUGGAAAUUGCUUUAUUCCUCUGGGAUCACGACCAGAUUACACCCACCAAGAGAUACCUACGACCUGCCGAGACUAUACAGAGUAGGCAACACGAACAUCGUCGAGCGGCCCACGCGCGACGCUCAAAUGCUCAGCAAACAGGAAAUGAACGACGGUGUCCCGAUCCUAGAGGCCAAAAUAAGAGAGAACCGGCCCGAGGCCGUAUGUCUAGUCGGGAAGGGUAUAUGGGAAGCCGUAUUCCGAGUGAAACAAGGGCGGCCAAUACGUAAAGAGGAAUUCAAGUAUGGAUGGCAAGAUCCCUGGGUCAUGGGCGAAGAUUCGAGCUGGGGCGGAGCACGACUCUUCGUCGCGACUACGACAAGCGGCUUGGCUACGAGCCACACGCGUGCUCAGAAACAGGAAAUAUGGGCUGAAUUGGGACUGUGGGUGCAGGAGAGGAGAGAGGCUUGGCAUCGUGACUUGAAGUCUCAUCAUGAGUCUUAA